AUGAACAUGUCCACUGGCAAACCUUCGCCCAUUGUUCACAACCCCGACCUCGACCUCGACCCCGUCCCUACCCUCGCGAUCGUUCUUGUCGGAAGCGCCAUUUUCAUCAUCACAAGUCUUUGGGUCUGGGCAGCAUUUCUCUUCUACAAUCGGAUUCGCAGUCAAGAGAUCCAACGCCAGGCCGACGAUGCAAGAUGGGAGGUAGUUUUUGGAAGGUUAAGUGAAACAAGCCGUCAUCGAGACAGAACAACAGUACAGGAAAGCCAGUGGCUCCGCUCUCGAGCUGCAGAAAUGGCAAACCAAGACUCCAAUUGGGAUGGCGAGACCCUGGGGUCAGAUUCGGCCUCCUCGUAUAGCCAUGUAGGCUGGACGCUCUCCAUCAACAGUUCAUGCCCUUCCACAACUGAGGCCAGUUCGGAGGUUGACGAUCCCGAGCCAUACGUGCACUUCUAUGGCACUUUUGACGACCCUGGCCUUCAAGUCCGACAUCUCGACGUCGGAGAGCAAGAGCCUGGGGAUGAUAUGAACAGAGUCUUAACCUGGAUCAGGCACGAUUCUUGGUCGGGACAUCUAGUUGGAAGGCACCUGGACGAAGAGUCUGACAGGCAUAGCUGA
Exophiala mesophila is the source of this 615-nucleotide messenger RNA. RefSeq lists its product as uncharacterized. NCBI's taxonomy places the organism in Eukaryota, Fungi, Ascomycota, Eurotiomycetes, Chaetothyriales, Herpotrichiellaceae. The record is from RefSeq and is a predicted model, not a curated record. The transcript has a single exon. The coding region runs from base 1 to 615 and encodes 204 amino acids.